Messenger RNA from Fonticula alba, 2192 nucleotides. RefSeq lists its product as hypothetical. Lineage: Eukaryota; Rotosphaerida; Fonticulaceae. The record is from RefSeq and is a predicted model, not a curated record. Gene Ontology annotation, biological process: DNA replication; DNA replication initiation. Gene Ontology annotation, molecular function: DNA replication origin binding. The transcript is spliced from 3 exons. Bases 257 to 2128 code for a protein of 623 amino acids. Gene Ontology annotation, cellular component: nuclear origin of replication recognition complex; nucleus.
CCCCCCCCCCCUCUCUCUCUCUCACUUGCUCUCACUUGCUCUCCUGGCCUCUGGCGCUUCUCCCUGCCCUCUUGCCUCCAACCUGCUCCCUUCUCGAGGGACAUUGCCCGCUCGCCCGCCCGCCCGCCUGCCUGCUCGGUGUGUUCCGCUGGCAUUCGCGAAGCAUGUUCGAUUCGGCCUUCGCCCCGACCCACCUGGUCGAGCAGUUUCCCGGGCGCUUCCUCGAAAUCAAUGAGCUCUGGUCCAUUCUCGAGGUAUGGUUCCCCUGGACGUCGCCCACUUGCUCCGGCCUGCCCUGCCUGACCCUGGAUCUGCCCCACAGACCGGCGCACAGCCCUUUGUUUAUGUCACCGGGCCGCCGGCCGCCGGCAAGUCGGCCGUGGUCCGAGCCACGCUCGAAGCCCUGGGCCGGCCCUUUGCCUGGGUAACCGGCGGUGAGGCAACCGCCUCCUCCACCGGGGCCAUGUCCGCCAUGGGGGCCGCAUCGACUUCGGCCCUGGCUACCACCCUCCCGGCGGGCUUCCGAUCGAUGCUGGAAAACCUGCUCGAUCAGCUUGCCGGGUGCCAGACUGCCUCGAAGGCCACCUCUGGCGACUGGGCCUCGGUGCUGGCCGCGAGCCUGGAUGUGCCGUCCAGGCGCGUGGGCUCGCCGUCGGACUUUGUUUCGCAGGUCCGGGAACUGGUGUGGGAGUUGGGCCAGGCCGCCGGGCCGGCCCCGGCUCCGCCCGGGGCCCAGGCCCCCGAAGCCGAAUGGGCCCGGUGGGAUGUGGCCGUCGCGCGGCAUGCGCGUCGCGCCGCCGUGGUGCUGGUCAUCGACGAGGCGGAUCGCCUCCGCGGCCUACCGCCGUAUGCUCUGGCCAUGCUCUCGGGCCUGGCGGAAUUGACCGGAGUCGCAGUGACCACCGUCAUGAUCAGCCGCCUGCCCGUGGAGGUUGUCCGUCCGCGCGGGCCCUUCCUCGAGCCGUAUCUGAUGCACUUCCCCCAGUACUCUGAGGACGACACCAUUCGCAUCCUGGUGCACAACUACCGGGCCUCGGCACCAGCCGCCAUGCCGGUCCUCCCCUCGGGCGAGGCACUGACCCGAUCAGCCGACGCCGGCAUGCAUGAGGCAUUCUGCCGACUGCUGUACCAGGUGUUCCAUGGCGCCUGUCGGGACCUGCGCGAUCUGACCCACGUGGCCGAGUCGCUGUACGGCGCAUACCGGGGACCGGUGGUGGCGGGCUUGGCGGCUCCCGGGGAUUCGUACAAACUCUACCGGCACAUUUCCCCCUACUUCCAGGUGGUGCUGGACCGGCUCUACCUGCGGACGAUCUCCUCGCGCGAGUGGAUUCGCAUCCGGCGGGACAGUCACCGGCGCGCCGUCGGGGCCGAUGCCCCCGGCGCCGAGUGUGGCCCGGGCCCCGGCAAGCGGGCUCGGCACGUGGGCCCCCCAGGGUCGCAGGUGAUCCCGGGCGAUCUCUUUGUCCCGGGCACCCUCCCGGGCGGGGUGGCCAACGAGCUGGAGCUGCAGGCGGCCCUGAAUGCCGCGGCGGCGGCCGGCAUCGGGACCGCUUCGCGCUCGGGGCUGGAUUUCGAGCUACCCAUGCACGGGAAGUUCCUCCUCGUGUCGGCCUUCCUGGCGUCACAUAAUCCGGCCCGGGCGGACUCGCAGAUGUUCGCCCGGGCCGGCUCUGCCGAGGGCGGUCGGCGCCGACGUGCCGGCGGUGGCGGGGCCUUCGGCAACUCGCCCCUCAAGGCGGCGGCCAUCCGCGGUGCAGCGGCCACCGUGCCCCAGCGCCUGCUCGGGCCCCGUCCCUUCCGCCUGGAGCGCCUGAUCGCCAUUUUCCGCAUGCUGCUCCAGUCGUCCGGCGAUGAGCUGCUCCUGAGCGGGGCCGAGCGCGAGGUCCUGGCCUCGGCGGACCUGGCCCAAUUGAUCCGCACACUGACCAGCCUACGGCUACUUGUGCGUGGGUCGCUGGCUGGCGCGGUGGCCGGGCUGGAUGCCAGUGGCCAGGCGGCUGGGGCCAGCGAACGGCGCAUCCCCCUCGAGGGGGCCACGUACCGGUGUGCGGUGGGCUACGACGCGGUGGCCCCGCUGGCUCGGUCACUCGGCAUCCACCUGGAGAGUGUCCUGUUCCGGUACAACUAACUGGCGCGAGGGCCAUCGCUGUGUCGGCAUGAAGUGAUAAACCGGUGCCCCCCCCCCGCCCCCC